AUGGUGUACAGGUAUACGGUGAAUAUAGUUAGAAAAAUAAAUUCAACUAAUUAUAUUAAAAAUCCAUUGAUACAAUUUUGUAAAGAUUUAGAAAAACGUAAUUUAUUAUCAUCAUCUCAUCCGGGUGAAAUUUUAAAAGAUGAAGGAGUACUUUUAAAAGAUUUACCAGCAUCUUUAUAUGCUGGAUUUGAUCCAACUGCAAAUAGUCUUCAUAUAGGAAAUUUAUCUAUUUUAAAUGCAUUAUUAAGAUCAAAUAAACUUUUUAAUUGUAAACCAAUUGCUUUAAUUGGAGAAGCUACAGCUUUGAUUGGUGAUCCAAGUGGAAGAAACUCAGAAAGACCUCAAUUAUCAAAAGAAGAAGUUUUUGAAAAUUCAGUUGCUAUAAAAAAUCAAAUAUCAAAAAUUCUUUCAAAUGCUAAUAUUCAAAUAGAUGUUGUUAGUAAUAUGGAUUGGUAUAAGGAUAUGUCAAUGAUAGAUUAUUUGAGAUUAUCAAAAAAUUUUCGUGUAGGAGAAAUGAUGCGUAUGGGUGCUAUAAAAGGUAGACUUGAAGAUAAUUCAGGAAUAUCGUUUACAGAAUUUGCCUAUCAAACACUUCAAUCUUAUGAUUUUUAUUAUUUAAGUAAGACUAGAAAUUGUUUUUUUCAGAUUGGUGGAUCUGAUCAAUUAGGGCAUAUUGAUUCAGGAUAUGAUUACAUAAAAAGAUGUACAAACAAAACUUCUGGUGGUAUUUGUCUACCAUUGUUGACAGAUGCUUCUGGUAAUAAACUUGGAAAAAGUAGUGGUGGUAGUAAUCUAUGGUUAAAUGGAGAAAAAACUUCACCAUAUGCAUUUUAUCAAUUUUUUAUGCAACUCCAUGAUGAUAUUGCUGAAAAAAUGUUAUUAUCUUUAUCAUUAAAUGAUAUAACUGAGAUUAAUCAAAUAAUUGAAAAUCAUAGAAAUAACCUUGGACAGUAUGUAGCUCAAAAAAGUAUAGCUGAAGAAAUGACAACUUUAAUUCACGGAGUAGAUGGUUUAAAUUUAGCAAAAAGAUGUUCAGAUAUUAUAUUUAGGGGAAAUCUUACUGAUGUUGACAAUAUUAGUGAAACUCAACUAGAGGAACUUUUUGGUUCUUCUUCAUUUAAAAUACCCAAAAAUUCAAUAUUUACUUAUGGUCAAUUAGCAAAUUUAACAAGAAAAGAUAAAAUUAAAGGUGAACAAUUGAUGACUAAAGGUGGUUUUAAAGUAAAUGGUAUUUUAAUAACCGAUCCAAAUAAAAAAAUAGAUUUUUCUACUAUAUUAUUUAAAGACAAAAAUAAAUCUAUUAUUAGUUGGGGAAAGAGGAAGUUUUUCCUCAUUUAUUGGGAAUAA
This is a messenger RNA of Strongyloides ratti, 1347 nucleotides long. RefSeq names its product Tyrosine--tRNA ligase, mitochondrial. The coding region runs from base 1 to 1347 and encodes 448 amino acids. Lineage: Eukaryota; Metazoa; Nematoda; Chromadorea; Rhabditida; Strongyloididae. Gene Ontology annotation, biological process: tyrosyl-tRNA aminoacylation. The record is from RefSeq and is a predicted model, not a curated record. Gene Ontology annotation, cellular component: mitochondrion; cytosol. The transcript is spliced from 3 exons. Gene Ontology annotation, molecular function: RNA binding; ATP binding; tyrosine-tRNA ligase activity.